UUGGACAGUUACACCGCAAAUUGUAAAUUUUGCGCCACGUUGACUGUAUUUGUGAUAAUAUUAUCAAUAACUUUGUGUGUUAUUUUACAGAAUAAUGGAUUCAAGAGAUGAAGUUGUAUUAGCCCUAACAGAUGAUAUGUAUACUGGAUCAUCUUCAUCCGGUGGACCUCAUAGCCAGUCAACAAAACGUUUAGCAUUAAUCGGUCAUUUCUUAUUUCGUUCCCUGGCACUGAUUAUCUACAUCCUAUGUGCAUGGUUUACCGCUUCAUUCAUUGUACCAUUCAUCUUCAUAUUGGUUUGUUUAUCGUUAGAUUUUUGGGUAGUGAAAAACAUCUCUGGACGUAUCCUCGUUGGUCUACGUUGGUCAAGUUAUACAGAUGAACAGGGGACACUACACUGGCGUUAUGAUUCACGUAAACCAUCUCCGAUAGACACUGUGGACAUGUCAACACUGAGUCGUCGUGAAUUGGCUGCUCGUGUUGCUAGGCAACAGUUGGCUCGUUUAUUUUGGAUUGGUUUAUUUACAAGUCCUACACUAUGGUUUAUGUUUCUACUAGCAGCUGUAUUUUCAUUACAUCUACGUUGGGGUUUAGUAUGUUGUAUUGCUCUGUGCAUGAACUUGGCUAAUGUUUAUGGUUAUCUACGUUGUUGGAUUGGCGGUGGUAAUAUCAAUGAAAAUGCUUCAAAUAUGCUUUCAGUUAUCAAGACUUCCGUGAAGAAUAAAGUAUUCAGUAAUUUAUGGCCCACUGCUAUGAUGGCGGGUAAAACAGAUUUGAAUGCGUCUGGUGGUGGCAACACCGGUGCUAGUAGCGGAUUGCCUUUGAUCGCCUGAAGAAUGUGUAAACCUCUUCACAAUUACGGUUUCUUCUAUACAUAUUGUAAAGUAAAAUUGACUAGUGUUGUUGUAAUAUUCGGUAUUUUGAAUCAGCUGUGAUAUCUACGUAUAUAUAUGUACCAUAUAUAUGUGCACACAUACACAUCACUUCACAAUCGUCCCUUCUUCUUCUUGUUCCCCUUUUUGAAAAGAUACGCCACUGACUGACUGACUGAUAUUGAUUGAUUGUUUUCAAGGAUAAUUCAUCGCGAUAAGACGCUUAAUUGUGUCAUCCAUCAUAUGUAGCCGAAUCAGUGUCAGAUCACUCACUGACGCCUGCCUUAUUUUUCAAGUUGGGGGGGGGUGAGGAUUUUUCUACCCCACACACACAUAAGAACGAACACGUUGUUUCGCAGUGUAAAUUUAAUUGUUAUCGUUGUUUUUUUAUUGCUUUGAUUUUAACUUUAUUUUUUUUGUGUCGCCAUUAUGAUAAAGUUCUCUUUUCGGUGCUUCUUUGUUCCCUGUUUCUCUUCUCUCUUUUUUUUUAAAAAAAUUGUCAAAAAGGCUGUUUUAAUAAGAAAGGACAAACUCUGA
Molecule: messenger RNA, 1408 nt
Organism: Trichobilharzia szidati
Lineage: Eukaryota; Metazoa; Platyhelminthes; Trematoda; Strigeidida; Schistosomatidae
Source: the annotation of a GenBank genome assembly